Molecule: messenger RNA, 6645 nt
Organism: Linnemannia hyalina
Lineage: Eukaryota; Fungi; Mortierellomycota; Mortierellomycetes; Mortierellales; Mortierellaceae
Source: the annotation of a GenBank genome assembly
AUGUCUACACUCCACAAUAUCUCCAAUCCCCAUGUCACCAUUCUAAACAGUACCAGCGACGACAACAACGACGGCAAUACCGCAGAUCAAGACCAUCAUCUCCUUAUGGACCCAGAAAGACGCCAUCAGGAUCAAGAACAGCGCCACCCAGGACAAUCAGCCGUCGCCACCAUUCUCUCCUCCGAACUUUAUUCGUCCCUCGCCGAUUGUGAACACACAUCCACCGGUUGGGCUCAAUCUCGAUGGUCCCAUCAGUCGCCAGGAUCAUCAUCACCCAAGGUUGACUCUUCGACUAUCGAUAAGCUCUCUGGCAGUCUCGAGAAUACCCUGACCACGUCGCUCUCGAAAAACAACAACAACGACAACAACAACAACAACAGCAACACAUGGGAACGGGAACGGGAAUCAAGGCUCUCAAAAUCGUUGGCAUCCACUCUGUCUUCAGUCCAUGAAAGCUUCGCCCACGCCCCGCAACAACAACAACAAGAAGAUGCAACGGAGACUAUGCAGACAGAUCGCUCUUACAUCGCUCCUCUUACGACAACAACGACGCAAGCUGCUCGGCCACUUAUCUCGAUCGACACUUCGCCCCUUGCACUACAACGACGACGCUCUCCCGCUUCAUUCGAACCUUUGCCCCUCGCUCACCAUAACCAACAGGCGACUUCAAAAUCCAGCUCGACCGAAAGUUCGAACAACAGCUCGGCUUUCUCACGGCACCCCCGCAGCUGCAGUAACAACACCCCUAGUCAACUCUCCCUUGGACUCAACUCAUGCAGAAAGACAAACAUAAACCCGCCUACUUCGAUUCUCUCUUCGUCAGCCCCAAAAGGUUUACCAACGCCGUCUACAACGCCGUCGACCCCUCCAAAGCGGCGAAUGCCACUCACCUGGAAUCUACCACCUGAUCAUCCAAAGGAGAUCUCACCGCCCAGCCAAGGCUCGUCCCACGCACUUUCGUCUGCUGUGCCCAUUUUCUCUACCCCAACAGCCGACGGACAGGACCACCAAACGACCAACAACAACAGCCACGCCCCCUAUAUUCCCAUCAACCGAUACCGAUCAAAGUCGUUUUCGCCGUCUGUUGCCCUAGAAGACUCUUUUGCUUCCACUUCCUCUGGUAAUCGAAGCCACAGUUUUUCGGCAAGACCUUUCGUCACCUCAUCUUCCUACAGCUCACUUCCGUACAGUCCAGCAGUCGCCUUUCUGUCCAACUUUGUCGAUGUCACCGCACCAAAGAUAUCUCUGGACGAGGAGGGAGCCCAGGUCGGCGAGUAUUUGCUAGGACGAGUCAUUGGCCACGGAGGCUUCUCGAUUGUCCGCGAGGCGACGUCGAUCCAGAUGGACGAGGGUGGUCAAGUGGACCGGGUGGCGGUCAAGAUUGUCAAGACGCAGACAGGGGCGACUGAUAACGAUCGAGUCCAAAAAAUGCUGCGAAAGGAGAUUGCGAUCUGGAGUCAAAUCUCCCACCCGCAUGUCCUCCCUUUUCUUGCGGUCGAGGAACUCCCAACGGACACGUUCAUCUUUUGUGAGCUCUGUACGGGGGGUCAUCUGUUGAACUAUCUCUCUCUGAGAAGUGAUUCGCUCCCUCAGUCGUCGAUGCCAACGACGCCCAGGUCGGCCAAGCCACUGGAGGAGGAUAAUGCUAGAGUGAUUUUCAACCAAGUUGCGGAGGCUGUUCGACAUCUGCAUGAGGAGAAGCGGAUUGUGCAUAGGGAUAUCAAGCUGGAAAACAUUCUGCGACAUGAGGAUGGGACUUGGAAGAUUUGCGAUUUUGGACUGGCCGAGUAUCAGGACGAGGAGGCAGCUGCGUGUUUUGGCGAGUCGCUCAUAUCCCCCGCAGACUCUGCCUCGACCUCUUUCACCAGCCCCAACUGUGGUGCUGGUGGAACAACGCCAGUGAAGACAGAAGAAGAGGAGAAACAGGAAGAAGAAGAUAUUUGCGGAGGAUCCCUCGCCUACAGUUCACCAGAACAAUUGAGGUCCCACAAGCCCCUUCGAUGUCCCUCCUCCGAUGUCUGGUCACUGGGCGUUGUGCUGUAUGCACUCCUGACAGGUCGACUCCCCUUCCAGGACGAGUAUGAACCCCGGUUACUGCACCAGAUCCUGAAUGGCCGAUACGAAGAUCCGGUCGAAUGCAGCGCCGAGGCGAGGGACUUGCUCAAGAAUAUGUUUAGGUCCAAGCCGGAGGAUCGUUGGCGUGUUGGUCAGGUGAAGGAUAGUGCCUGGUGCAAGGGGAUUACUGACCAUAGUUUGGGUGUUGGUGGCGACUUUUUGUCUUCAAGAGGAGGAGGAGGAGGAGAGGCCAUGUCGACACUAACCCAAGCAGAGGCUGAGCUGGAGCGGGAAGAAGAGGAAAUGUUAGCUAUGACAAGGCUUUUGAAGCAGGUCGACGAGACCGAGGCGGUGUCGGUCGCCAGAAAGAUGAUGCUGGAGGCCAGUGGAAGCUCCGAGGUGCCAAACGGUGCGGGAGCAGAGUCAAGUGUAAACGGUCACUUAGAAGACUCUGUAACAGCACAACAGGACGAUACUAUUGUGGAUCAGUCGAGUCAUGUGAAUGGUGCGGCAUCAACUAUGAAUGGUAGCACGACUGCAUCGGAGCAGGACGGUGAACGCUGGGUGGGCAAUCUCACUGUGGAGAACGUUGAGAGGCAGAACGACACCCAUGAGAAGGAGCGUCUGGAGCAAUCGCAGGAUCUGGAUCGAGAUAUCAUAUCGGCUCAACAGGAACUCUCCACCUCGGCUGCCGGUGUAUCUACCGUUGCAGACGAGUCUGGGGACCACACGACCAAGCGAUCAAGCCUUCGAGCCAGCGCUCGCAAGACUAAUCAAUCUCAGGACGGCCACAACGGAACAUCGACUGACGCGUCAAGUAGACCUGCUCGAGGUGUCUCCUCUGCCCGAUCGGAUGUGUCAGACAGCUAUUCUUCCAAUGACUCCAUCGCCUCUUUGGCCGCAAACCUCCCCGUCAUCUUCAGGCCCGAUGAUACCGAGGGCUCUACAUCAGCGAUUGUUUCUGGUUUUGAGAUGAGCAUCAAGGACUUAACUCAACCACGUCUCAGCCAAGCCCUGAUCUCCAGGAAGGCACGUACCAUCUAUGCUCCAGAGGCGACCAAGGCACAGCCAGUCCCCAGCAGUCCUGAGAAUGUGAAACGCCGUCCCGGACGACCUCCAGGCUACUUUCUCGGACCCACAUCCUGCGCAUUCUGCCGUCAGCAGCACCGUCGAUGCGACUACAACACCGUUUGCCAUCGUUGCAUCAAGGCCAAGAUACCCUGCGACCGUAGCGGGACAGUGGAACGACCCAGUAUCAUUGUACGGGAAGCCAGGAUCCAGGCCAAGGCUGAAGCUGCGGCUGUGUUGGAGCUUGCUGUUGCUGCUGGUUAUGCUGAGCAGCCCGAUCCCAAAGUGGUGGUUAAACCCAAACCAAGAGCCACUACGACGGCUUCUCGUUCAAGUGCGCGAGUUCAGUCUUGGGAUCAAGGGUCAUCGUCAUCAUCAUCAUCAACAACUGGCUCAGCAGUGCGGGAGGGUGUAAAGCGAAGGCGCUCGCCAAGCCCAAGUUCCAUCAGCAGGGACAACAUCAUCCAGCAGAGGGUCAAGAGGGUGGCUGCAGCAAGGAGUGCCAAAGCCCACGAGCCCAAUCCACCCCUAAAGUCAAGCAGGGCAACAGCCGCCAACAGGAACAAAGCCGAAUCAUCUCGCCAAGGACCAUCAAGCAUAUCUACCUCUGAGGAUGAGCAGCCCGAGGUAAAUGAGAGCGAUUUUGCUGACUACAAUGACGACCACAUAUCGACACAAGCGGAUGGAGCCACCUCAACGACCUCCAACCCCACGUCAAGCACCUCUACUCCCACUGCAUCCAAAACCAAGAAAGUCCCAGUUGGCAGCAGCACUAUUUCCAAGUUCGCUACUCUUGAAACGACCGUUCAACGAGCAUACAAGAGUGCGGCAGAGCUGGCGCGGAUCGCACCACCCAAUGCCCUACAAAAAACCGCGAGGGUGAGAGUGAGGGUGGCAAAGACGGCAGAUACGACAGGAAAGAGAAAGGCAGGACGACCACCAGGAGGGAAGUUUGUCCCCACAUCGGCGCAUUUGACACCAGCCAACCAAGCGAUCCUCAUUCGUGCUCAAUCAGUCACCAAUCCGCAGGCAGUUGAGCCAGAGACGAUGCGGAUGAUGAUGAUGUUGAAACGCAGACCAGGACGACCUCCAUGGAAACACACGUUACCCCAACCCGACCCAGUCGUCAAGAGGCCAGUGGGGCGACCCACGAACGCAGAGAGAUUUGCGCUGAACCCAAGCUUGAUCCCCCCUCCAAAGACUCUCGACCCUAACAGGCGUGGGCCUGGCAGACCUAUUCGGUCACCCAAUGCCCCUAAUGCAUCCACCAGUUCCUCUACUCAAGCCAAAUCUCUCAUCCCUGCCCCGUCCUCAAAGUCAAACUCUUCCAAGGCCACCUCCGCUCCCUCCAGGUCUGUUAUUCCGGCGAAGCGCACUCAUGCCACGGCGUCAGCCAGCCAUGCCCAGGCUUCAGCCUCCACAAGUACCGCUUCGAAAGGAAAAUCGGUCGCCUCUCGAGCUGUGGACACUGUCGACGAUGACACAGAGUCUAACAAGAGCGACCCUACCAAGUCGAAUGUGCGUUUGGUGAAGAAGGCGUACCUCAAAUCAGGGUUGUAUUCAUCGGAUCUGAAGGUCAACCCGGACGAGAACGCGGCCAAGAAUGGCAGGACAUUGGGAGCUUCGAGGGCGAUUGUGAGUAGUCGACAGCGGGCCAAGGCAGAGAGUGUGGUGGCAGCCGCCAACAACAACAACAACAACAACAACAACAACAACAACUCUUUCUUUGAGUUGCCGAUCAACUAUGGCUCCGUGUUGAUAUCGAGGCAGACGGAUUUUACGUUGCCAUUCGACAUCAUGCAGGCGUGGCAGCUGGGUCUGUUGCGCAAAACCGUACAACCCGAGCCCUUCAUCAAGAUUCGAAGCAACAUCUUUGUGGAGCGUAAACGCCGGACAGAGACAAGCCCCAUGGUCUGCCAUUGUAAACCUCCACGCCCGGAUCAAGGGCGGAUCGGCUGUGGUGAUGAUUGCUACAACCGAGUCAUGUUUUACGAGUGUAUCUCUGCGCAUUGUCCCUGCGGAGACCUAUGCUCGAACCAGCGGUUCCAAAAGAGACACAACGAAGACAACCUCCGUGUCAUCUGGACUCAAGAACGUGGAUUCGGUAUUCAGACAACAGCUCCUAUCAAGAAGGGGAACUUGGUCAUUGAGUACCGUGGCGAGGUGAUUUCUCAGGCAGAGUGUCACAAGCGCAUGGAGGGCAUUUACAAGAAUAACAAAAACUUUUACUUUCUCGAGUAUGAGAAGGGUGAGGUCGUGGAUGCUUGUCAAAAGGGUACCAACGCUCGAUUUGUCAACCACAGUCAGAUUGAGAAGUGGUUCUUGAACGGCGAGAUGAGCAUUGGAAUCUUUGCCGCGCAGGACAUUCCUGCAGGAGCAGAGAUCAGUUACGACUACAACUUUUCGUCGUUCAGUGGAGCACAGAAGCAAAAGUGUCGAUGUGGAGCUCCCAACUGCCGCGGCUAUAUCGGCGAACGUCUCAGUAAGAACAAAGAGGCAGCAGCUAUGGCAUCAACCAAGGAGGUCUCAGGACGAUCCGGAAGCAAAGUCAGCGCGAAGAAGCGCAAAACCGGACGUCGCGGGGUGAGCGAGCAGGAUCCGUCCUCGCUGCGAAUGGGCCAGAUGCCGCGCGUUGGCUCAAUUCGACAGCGCCAAUCAGACAAGUACAAGGAAGGCAAGAUGGCCGCAAUCCGAUACACGCGUCUCUUCUUGUUCCGUAACAUCCGUCUUGUUGAAUCAAAGUACGUGAAAUAUGCACAAACCAAGUCUAGGAGCUUCCAGGACAGGGUCUCUCCUACAUGGCUUGCACAAGCGCGGGAAUGCCGUAAACGCAGUCUGGAGGGCGUCAUUGAGGAACUCCGAGAAAACGCUUCGGCGCAGGCUGCGGCAGUGAACCAGGAGCGCUUUGCUGCUGAUCUUGAACAUGCUGGGAGCAGCAUUGCAGGCGAUGAUGCCUCAGAGUUCUUGCAGACGGCCUCUAUUGUGGAGAUCCAGGACACUGAUCUGGAGGAGGAGGAUGGUGGAGAUGGUAUAAGUCAAUAUGACUUGUCGGAAGAGCGUUCGCGCUCGCCUAGUCACGGAAGUCAGCAGCAUUACACGGAUGAUGUGGAUCAAUAUGAAGAAGAAGAAUACGAGAAGGAUUUUGAAGGGAAUGCUGGUGGAGAAGAGUGUGCAGACGAGGAAGACGAGGAAGUUGAGGGAUCGGCAGCUGGAGAUGAGGCAGACGAGGAGGAGGAGGGAGAAGAAGAUUUUGAAGUUGAUGGUGAUGAGGCCGAUGCCGAGGAAGCCAAUGGUGCUGGAUCCACGACUGUGUUGGCGAUCAAUGGUGUGGGUACCAAGAACCGAUCCGAGUCUGCAGAGUCCUUGGGCUCGACUGUGGCGGCCGAAUACUCACCCGUUUCAGUGCAGGGCUCAAUUGAUACCUUGGUGGAGGAUACCAAAAUGAUGGAACCCAUGGAUGUGGUGGGUGCCAAAUCAAGGAAGGGAUAUGCACCCCGUCGUCUCCGCAAUCGAAUUCUGUAG